AUGCUCUUCUUAUCCCUAGCUAUACCACCGGAGAUGUUUAGACUCUUAUCAAGACCACAACAGGUUUUCAAAACACAACUACUAACAAUACCACAAUACUAUUCAACAAAACCAACUCCUCCACUUCCCAAGAUAAAUAAUAAAAAGAAUACUGCUAAAAAAGAGAAACGAAAAGCAACUAUCCAAUUAGGUCAAGAAGUACCACUAGAUCUAUAUCGUCAAUCAAUACUUCAAAAUGAUAAGAAGAAAAAUCCAGAUGAUUUACCAGAAUAUAUAAAAAGGAAAAGAACACUACAAAAGAAGCAUGGGAAUACGCCUUGGAAUCCUAAAAGAAGAUUAUCAAGAGAAGAUAUGGAUAAGUUACGUCAAUUGAAGGAAAUUUUCCCCAAUUAUAAAACCAUUGAUCUAAGUAAGAUUUUCCGUAUUUCACCUGAAGCCGUUAGAAGAAUUUUGAAAAGUAAGUUUGAAAAAGAGUAA
Candida tropicalis MYA-3404 is the source of this 477-nucleotide messenger RNA. RefSeq lists its product as uncharacterized. The record is from RefSeq and is a predicted model, not a curated record. The transcript has a single exon. Bases 1 to 477 code for a protein of 158 amino acids. Gene Ontology annotation, cellular component: nucleus. Lineage: Eukaryota; Fungi; Ascomycota; Pichiomycetes; Serinales; Debaryomycetaceae.